This is a messenger RNA of Hydatigera taeniaeformis, 402 nucleotides long. Lineage: Eukaryota; Metazoa; Platyhelminthes; Cestoda; Cyclophyllidea; Taeniidae. The record is from the annotation of a GenBank genome assembly.
AUGGAUCUGAAGGUCGUUUUCCUUCGUUUGUUGCAUUCGCUGGCUUUGAUUUUCUAUGCAUGUGUUACCUGGCUGUUUGCUGGGUUUUUUGACAUCAAACAUACCUUCAAUCGCCAUUGGAAUGGUGGUCUGAAUUUCACAUCCUCUCCUUUUCUGCACGUCGAUAAGCCUGUUCAAGAUUUGGAUCACAUUGCAUUUGUGAUUUACGAAGACGAUUUAUCCAUUCCUACUUUGUGCCAAUUAAUUCUUAUCUGUGUAAAUCUUCAGAUCGGGGAUGUCUCAAUUACUGCUAAAGCUCGUAAGUCGCUUGUGCAAUGGCCAAGUCAUAAAUGUAUGAACCCCUCACACCUAUUCAACGUUCUUCAUACUUAUUCGAGAAUUACGAAGCGGUGUGGUCGGUAG